This is a messenger RNA of Triticum turgidum subsp. durum (durum wheat), 1962 nucleotides long. The record is from the annotation of a GenBank genome assembly. NCBI's taxonomy places the organism in Eukaryota, Viridiplantae, Streptophyta, Magnoliopsida, Poales, Poaceae.
AUGCAAGGCACGGCCGGACUGCCGCUGCCGCUGCUGGUAUUGGUAGUGGUACUGGUGGUGGCGCUUCUGCAUGCGGCACGCGGAGCUGGAGCGGCGGUCGGCGGAGGAUGCGAUCGGAGAUGCGGGGGCAUGGAGCUGCCGUACCCGUUCGGCUUCUCCAGCGGCUGCACGAUACGGCUCGGAUGCGACGCCGGCAUCGGCGCCGCGUGGCUCGGGGGCGCGGGCGAGCUGGGACUGCUCGUGCGCAACGUCACGCCGCGCUCGAUCAUCCUCGACCUGCAACCCGACUGCUCCCGCCGUUUCAAUACGUCCGUCGCGGCGCUCUUCUCGGACAGCUACGCUCCCUCCUCCGGGAACAGCCUCAUCGUUAGCUCGUGCGACGACCGUGCUAAUAUCAACAGCAGCAGCAGCGGACCGGCUGAGCGUUUCCUAGACAGAAACUCGUCCCACUGCAGCGCCAACGGAUCCAUCAGAUGCAUCGAGCCCGCGCCUUCUAACAGAGGCGCCGCACACCAUAUUCUGGAUAAAAGCGAGCUGCUCCUCUCGGACUGCAACGGGCUGGUGUCGUCGAUAAGCUACAGCGAUACAAUAAUGGGGCCAGCACUGAUGCUGGGCGCGCUGCAGCUCGACUGGUGGGUGCCGGGGCGGUGCCGUUGCUCAGUCACAGAAAAUUGCACCCAGUUCACCGCGCCGACCACGGGUCAGGAGGCGUUCCGGUGCGAAUGCCCGGAUGGGUUCGAGGGCGACGGCUUCAUCGACGGCACCGGUUGCCAGUCGACAGGCACAGCGUCCAGCCGCCAACAACGAGGGCCGUUCGGGGUCUUCGCCGCGGUUACCGCCAUCGCCGUGGUGCUACUUGUUCUCAGCAUAUCGGCUUGCUUCAUCUUCCGCCGCUGCCGAAGGCGCAAUACCAUGACGAAAACCAAACAACCGCUGAAAGCGGUGGCUGCACUCUUCCGCGGCGAACUCGUGGACGAUGAGCUCCACCAAGGAGCUGCCGGACCCCGGCGAUUUUCCUAUGACGACCUCGCUGCUGCAACUGAUAACUUCUCCGACGACAGGGCGCUCGGGAGGGGAGGAUUUGGGUCAGUUUACCAAGGGUUCCUCAGCGACAUGAACCGUGAAGUGGCCGUCAAGAGGGUGUCCGAGACCUCUCGACAAGGAUGGAAGGAGUUCGUCUCUGAGCUCAUUGGCUGGUGCCAUGGCGGCGGCGGCGAGCUUCUCCUCGUGUACGAUUUGAUGCAUAAUGACAGCCUUGACACCCAUCUCUACAGACAAGACUCGGUGCUCAUGUGGCCGACCAGGUACGAGAUAGUGCUCGGAGUAGGUUCUGCACUUCUGUACUUGCAUCAAGACACGGAGCAGAGAGUAGUUCACAGGGACAUCAAACCAAGCAACAUCAUGCUAGACGCUUACUUCACUGCCAAGCUCGGCGACUUCGGGCUCGCAAGGCUCAUCAACGAUGGCCGGAGAUCGCACACGACCGGCAUAGCCGGCACCAUGGGGUACAUGGAUCCGGAGUGCGUGCUAGCUGGCAGGGCGAGCGUCGAGUCGGACAUGUACAGCUGGGUGGUCCUCCUCGAGGUGGCCUGUGGACGGCGACCAGCUCUGGUCCAGGACGACGGCGACGUGAUCCACCUAGUGCAGUGGGUGUGGGACUUGUAUGGCAGAGGAAAGACCCUCUCAGCCGCCGAUGCGCGACUCAAGGAGGAGUUCGAUGGCCUGGAGAUGGAGCGUGUGAUGGUUGUGGGGUUGUGGUGUGCGCACCCUCACCGUGGCAUGCGGCCGUCCAUCAGACAAGCCAUGAACGUGUUGCGGUUUGGAGCGUCAUUGCCUGCCCUCCCGGCACGUUGGGCCACCAACUAUUCCUUUGAGCUCCGGAACGUUGGUCACGAGCAGCGUCAGUGGCCGAUGAUAUGUCAGGACACGGCCUGGAUUUAUCCUUCCUUUUUUGCCGCUUGA